Triticum turgidum subsp. durum (durum wheat) is the source of this 1416-nucleotide messenger RNA. NCBI's taxonomy places the organism in Eukaryota, Viridiplantae, Streptophyta, Magnoliopsida, Poales, Poaceae. The record is from the annotation of a GenBank genome assembly.
AUGCAGCUGGCAAACAGCGUGGUGCGGGUGUGUGGGCAAAUUCUUCAACGCCCACACACCAGCCCCGUCCUACGUGGCACACCAAAUCCACUUUUUCGUGCCAAGAUUCGUGCAAAAGACAGUGAACGACGAUCCAGGCAUGUGGGCGAGUUGGUUGGGAACAUUCCAUACGAUGCGACGGAGGAGCUGCUCGUGCAGAUAUGCGAGGAAGUCGGGCCCGUGGUCUCCUUCAGACUGGUUGUUGAUAAGGAAACCGGAAAGCCGAAAGGUUAUGGAUUUUGUGAAUACAAGGAUGAAGAGACAGCUCUAAGUGCACGCCGGAACCUUCAGGGUCAUGAUGUUAAUGGUCGUCAGUUACGUGUUGAUUUUGCUGAAAAUGGGAGGAACACUGACAGAAAUAGAGAAAAGGGUCGUGGAGGACCAGGAAUGUCAUCUACUGUUGAUGCUCAGAAACAAUUAACCACAACUCCCGCUGUAGGGGACACCAGCCUUCAUCAGCUUAUUGGUCUUCCACCGGCAAUACAUGCUGCAUCUGUGAUGGCUGGCGUUCUUGGGGGAGCUCAAACUGCAAAUGUACAAAAUGGUUUACCUGUCCAAUUUGGGCUUGGAAAUGACCCUCUUACCCAUUACUUGGCCAGGAUGUCAAGGCAUCAGUUGUAUGAAAUCAUGUCUGAGUUGAAGACCCUAACUACUCAAAAUAACGACCUUGCCAAAAAACUGCUGCAAGGAAUUCCACAGCUUCCAAAGGCCCUAUUUCAGGCACAGAUAAUGCUCGGGCUGGUGACACCUCAGAUGAUGCAGAUGGCUAAGAGCCAACAACCCUCUAGUUCGUUGGCACAAUCUUCUCACCUCAAUGAAUCAUUUCCGCAGCCAGAUGAUGUGUUACCAAUUGUUCAUAAACCUCCACCAAACCCUAAUGUCAUGCAGGAACAAACUGCACUGCUGCAUAACUUUCCUCAGUAUCAGCAUUCAUCUCAGCCCCCAGUCAAAAUGUUUCCGCAUGGACAUCAGUCUGGGGUGCUGGCACACCCUCCAAUGCUACCUCAGCCCUUCGGCACCUCUUCCAGUGUUCCUACUCAACCCCUUGUAACCUCAGGAGGCUUGAUAUCACAAGUUCAGCCUUCAUUUUUGACACAGCACCCUAGACCACCAGUUAUGCCAACUAAUGUACAGCAACUACCCUUGACCAAUCCUCAUCUCCCCCAGGUCAUCCCUACUGGACCAUCAGGGAGCUAUAGUUCUGGUGCUGUUAACUUUCAGCAACCAGAGAAUGAAGCGCCUCAGCUCACACAGGACGACGAGUCAGCCCUUCUGCAGCAAGUCUUACAACUGACACCUGAGCAGCUGAGUUCAUUGCCAGUGGAGCAGCAGCAGCAGGUGAUACAGCUUCAGAAGAUGCUAUCAGCUGGUAAAUAG